This is a messenger RNA of Paramecium sonneborni, 2042 nucleotides long. The record is from the annotation of a GenBank genome assembly. Lineage: Eukaryota; Ciliophora; Oligohymenophorea; Peniculida; Parameciidae.
AUGAGUGGUAUCAAACCUUAAACUUUAAAGAUUGUUUCUAGAUUGAGAAAUGGAUAUUAAUAAGAAAAUAAUCUAUAGGAUGCUAAUAAAAUAUAGAAAAAUUUAUUUGAACAUUAUGACGCAAGAGAUUUAAGAUUAUAAGAUUUACAGGAUUGUUAAAAAGUUUAUAAAGUAAUUAAGAAAGAGACAACUACAAAAUGGAUUUUAUUAUCAAAAUUGGAUGAAUGUAGAGCAUAAAUCAAAUUAGAGUUAUAAUAUCUUAAGAAACUAGUGAUUUUCGUACAGAAUAAUAAACAUGGUUUAAAUAAAUAGUAAUAACUUGAUUUGAAUUAAUUGUUGAUUUUAUUAAAUAUAUUUGAAAACUAUGUGGAUUAAGUUGAUAGUAACACUUAUGAUAAGAAAGAAAAAUAGAAACGGAUUAAAUCAGCAGAAUUAGAAGAAAAAUAAAAAACAAUUAAUGAAUGGAAAAAAUAAGUGAAUAAAAAUGAAAUAAUAUUGGAUAAAAUAUAAUCAUCAAUUUCAGAAUGGAAAUAGAUACCAUUAAAAAUAUUAGAUGAAGCAUUAACAUUAUUAUAUGAACUAAAAUUAAAAUUAUUUUAAGAACCAGACAAUUUUGAUUCUGAAAGAGCAUUAAAAUACUAAAAUUUGAUUUAAGAUCUUAGAAAAAAAUUGAUUCUUGAUUAAUACAAAAGAAGUAGAAAUCAAUUUGAUGAAUUUCAAUAAAUGUAAUGAAUCAUUAAUUUAUAAUUAGAAUUGAUAAUUUUAAUUAUCAUAUUCCAAAACUUUAAGAUAUGAAUUAAUUAAAUUUAUCUUAAUUGAAAGAAAUGAAAAGAAAACUUAAAAAUAAAUCUAAAUCUAAAUCUAAUAUUAGUUAAAUCAAUUCAACUAAAUCAUCUCCAAGAAAAGAGGAAUCUACACUUCAAUAAAAUGAAGUUGAUAAUUGUAUAUAAUAAUACUAAAAGUAAUAUUUCAUAACUAAUUAAAAUUAGAGAAAAAUCAAGAAUAAAUAGAACAGAUAAAGCAUAAUAUAAAUAAGAUAUUAAAGAAUCUUAGAGAGAGGUUUUUAUUGCUAGAAUUAAUUAAGGUUCAAUAUAGAAAUUGCAAUAAAGUUUUGAAAUAAAUAAAUAAAUUACAAGUAAAGGACAUAGAGAAUAUAUAAUAUCAAUGAUUGAUGGAUAAUUAUUAAAACCUUAUACACCAUUAGCUAGAUUAAGAAAAGAGGAUUCAAAAGAGACAUGUCAAAAUUCUAGAAUAAAUGAAAAUUACUCUAGGAAAUAAAGUUAAAGAAAUGCUUCUCCUUAAUCCUUUUUAGAAAGAAUAUCUUAAAAAAUUAAUGAUGUAACUACAUGUGAUGAUGAUGAAGCUUAUUCUAAAUUAGAAUUCCCUGAACUUCAAUUCUCUAGAUAAUAAGGUUAUAUGGGCAUUUAAAAUCGAAAAGUUGUUAAAUAAUAAUAUAAUCAAAAAUUUAUUGAGAAAAUUAAUAAUAAUGAAGUUAAAUUAGUAAAACAAUGUAAAGGUAAUAUAUUUAUUUAUAGUAUUAUAGAUUUCUAUACAACUAGAAUGAAAUUCAAUGAUAAAUUUACUUAAUUAGUUUCUACAUUACAUAAAGAUCGUCCUUUGACUUCUAGUCUAAGAUCAAGAUCUUUAACUGUUAAUUAAAAUUAAAGACAAGAGAAAAUUCAAAAAUUAAGAAAGGUAGCUGAAUAAGCUAGACACAAUUUCUUUUUAAGAAAUAAAGAAUAAAGAAUAUGGCAUUAGAAUCUAGUUGAUCAAUUCAAAUUUAGUGAUAUAACAACUUAAUAUAUUAUUGAAUAAUUGUAAUAUAUUUUAGAAGGUAUUUCUAUUUUAAAUUAAUAGAGGGAUUAUUUAUAUAGGUAGAUGAUAUCAUUAAUAUGGUUUAGUAAAUUGAAGAUUCUUCAGAAAUGAAGGUUACUCAAAAGAGCUGUUAACUUCUUAAUAAUAUAUUUAAUUAUUUCGGAAUUCAAAUUUCUCAAAUAAAUUAACUUUAAAAAUUUAAGAAUUUCAAUUCUUUAAUUGAUUGA